AUGUCGAUGCUGCAGACAACUACGAUGGAGGAGUAUGUCUCUAGAUGCAAGUACCUUCGCACUUUCAUGUGCGCCAACUAUGACUGCCCAACCGGCCACUACCAGCUGGACAUGCUGUCAGCGGCGGACCGGGCAGUCGGGCAGCACUUGUUCGUUCUCAACGCGUGGGAGAGUGCCCUCGACAGACGCAUGCAGCGGAUGGACCUCUCAGAACUUGGAGACGGAUCGCACUGGCGAAACAUUACUCAUGAGGGUGGUCCGUGGAGAAUGGAUUGGACAAGGUGGUCGCCGCCUCCUGAAGGCAUGCUUGACUUCGACUACGUGUCUGGACGCAGACCAGACCCCAAGCAAGCUCCAAUCGACCUUCCCAACUUCGCUCGCAUGCUGAAGUUGUUGGCGAGCUUCGAUGAGGCGCCUCUGGCAAAGUUCCUGGCCUUGAGACGAUGUGGACACCGACUCUUCCUGACCAGCUCCCAGCUGCGUGAGCUUCUGUGCUUGUGCAAGACAGUUGACGCCAAGCUGCAGCUUACGAUCUUGCUUUACUUCCAGGUGGUGGAUAUUUGGAACGCGAAAGUUUUUCGCGUGCUCUUCGAGCCAGCGGCAAGCAGGCAGCUGCAGCAGUGCUUGGGACAUGUGGUGACGUUCCUUUUCCUUCAGCCAGAAGGCUUCGUGGACCUCUGCUUGGAUCAGCGAGAGCAGCGCCUGCUGGCUCACUGCCUCGCCCUUCUCCGAAGCAAGGAGAAGUCCACCAUGAAGGACGCGGUGCUUUGCGACAAGACCGGCAGGCUCAUCACUUUGUCAAAGGGGCUGCCGAAAUCCUGGGAGAACCCGGAGAAGGUGCCGAGUCGGGGCACAAUCAGCGCGACGUACCGCUGCAUCCCCGAAGAGCGGAAUGUCUCGUUCAGGAGGCAGCUGCAAACGCAAUUUGGUGGCUGGAAGCUUGCGACCAUCUCCAAGCAGUCUGUGAUGUGGUGCGCCAGCAAGGCAGAGGUGCCUGAAGAUGUCCUCAGCUUGCUACACCAUGCCCUACGGGAUCCGUCCAGAAGCAGUUCGAACACCUACAGCACCGAUGCAGGCUUUGAUCUGUUGGCAAGCCAGGUCAACAAAACAGCACUCACACGACAGCACCUUCUCCAAGCUCUUUUCUCUUGGGGUUUCCUCCCAAGCAUAGAUGACGAGCUGGUCUUGCAUCGUGCAGAUGCGAUUUUUGACUUCUUUGUUCCUGGCCGACAGAAGUUCCUGUCCCGACGAGAAUGGAGUAUUCUUGAAGAGCUGUGGCGCGAGACCCAACAGCAACUCCACGAUCUGGCGCGCUUCGCAGCACGCAAGUUUAAUUCCAAGCUGACCGAGAAGCUUUGGUCUGCUGUUGCCAGCGGAGAAGGAAGCCUCAGUCUGGCAGAAUGGUCGCGGGCCAUCAAGGAGAAGCUCAGUUUCCACGGUCCGGUCGACCAGGUCUUUGCCUUCAUGGACAAGGCUGGCAUUGGCACAGUGUCCAUGGCACAGCUGGAUGCCGUGAUGCCAGCACUUGGGGACUACUUGGCCGAUUGUGAGGGGCAACGUGCCCUGACUGCCCAUCAGCUUCGGAGUAGAGAAGAUAUGCUCAGCGUUUUGCAUUUGCGCACCGCCAGGCAAAGACGCCAGAUUUUGCUGCCCACCAUUCUAGUGCUGGCUCUCACCUACUUCUCGCCAGCUUUUGUUCCAGCGCCCCAAGGAAAGAAGGCGCCGGAACAGGUGUCGCACCUUUCUGGCGCUGCGGGUGCAGGUGCACUGUUUGCCUUGACGGCACCAGCCAAUGCCGUGGAUGAUCCACUGGCCCACGGGGCUCCUGGAGUGAUGGACGCUGGAGAUUUGCAGGGCUGGGCUGAGAGAGCAGCUUUCGGCGGCCUGCUGGUGAGCACGUUUUUGGCUUGGUGGCGGGGCACGCUGGGCAGCGGACAGGCUUCUACGGAGGGCAAGCCUCCUUCGUUUUAUGCCAUGUCAUUCGCGAACCUUGCCCUGGUAGUGCUGCUGUCCAACCGUUGGCUGGAGAGCGGCCACUUCCCCCUGUCGAACAUGUAUGAGUCGCUCAGCUUUUUGGCGUGGGGUGUUACUGCAGUGACACUGUAUUUUACCGCUAGCCAGGCAAGUGAGGCUGAGGAGCUGAAAGCUUUCGACAUGCAAACCAACUCCAAGUCAUCGGAGGCGAAACAGAACACCACCGACAUUGCCGCUGUUUGGGCAUCACCUGUGGCUCUGGGCAUCGUCGCCUUUGCCCAGUUUUCUUUGCCGAAGGCAUUGCAGAAAGCCUCCGCGCUGGUACCUGCCCUGCAGUCGAACUGGCUCGUGAUGCAUGUUUCAGUUGUGAUGUGCUCCUAUGCCACGCUGAUGUUUGGGUCGGUGCUUUGCAUGGCCGUGUUGGCAUUGAGCCAACCCAAAGACAGCCCGAUCACGGCUCUCCGCGAGGCUGCGCAGCCGGCGCUGCAGGGCAUCGCCAACGGCUUGCAGCCACAGCCAGCUGUUGCCACUGCUGGACAGUCCCCGGCGGUUGCCAUGACUGGCACAACCGGCCUUGAUGCUGGCAACACAGCCAGCCAGGUUGAACGCCAGGACAGGACGCAGGUAGCAGUUGCAAGCACCAGUGCCGCUGCGGGUGCCGGCAGCGUCACAGUUGAGUUCACGUCCUCUUCGGGCACGGCCGUCCUUUCGGAGGACGACCAACUCGCCAUUACCUUGGAUGAUCUGGCUUACCGAUCGCUUUUGCUGGGCUUCGGCUUCCUGACGGUCGGAAUUGUUUCCGGUGCCGUUUGGGCGAACGAAGCUUGGGGCAACUACUGGAGCUGGGAUCCGAAGGAGACCUGGGCUCUCAUCACCUGGUUGGUUUAUGCCGGCUACCUUCACACCAGGUUGCAGCUUGGUUGGGACACUCGCGAAAGUGCCAAGAUCGGUGCCUUCGGUUUCCUUGUAGUCUGGGUGUGCUACAUUGGCGUCAACUUGAUGGGCAUUGGCUUGCACUCGUACGGCUUCUUCCUCAAGUGA
Messenger RNA from Symbiodinium sp. CCMP2456, 3015 nucleotides. The record is from the annotation of a GenBank genome assembly. NCBI's taxonomy places the organism in Eukaryota, Dinophyceae, Suessiales, Symbiodiniaceae.